Molecule: messenger RNA, 5548 nt
Organism: Xyrauchen texanus (razorback sucker)
Lineage: Eukaryota; Metazoa; Chordata; Actinopteri; Cypriniformes; Catostomidae
Gene: pbrm1
Product: polybromo 1
Exons: 29
Coding region: 124-4884 (1586 amino acids)
Biological process (GO): chromatin remodeling
Cellular component (GO): RSC-type complex
Molecular function (GO): protein binding; chromatin binding
Source: RefSeq, a predicted model, not a curated record
GGUUAAUUUUUUCCUCUCGCUUUCUUAAGAAAUCAAUCAGAUCAGCCUCAAUGUUGAAUGUGUCACAGUGAGUCCUCAGACAGCUUACAGAGACAGCUGAGCAGACUCUGACGGGCUUUUGCAAUGGGCUCCAAACGACGGAGAGCCACGUCUCCGUCCAGCAGUGUUAGUGGAGGAGAGUUUGAGGACAGUCAAAGCGCAUCCAUACCUUCAACCAGUCGGAAGAGGAGACGGACCACAAACAUACCCACUGUUGACCCAAUUGCUGUGUGUCAUGAAUUGUACAACACUGUCAGAGACUACAAGGAUGAUCAGGGCAGGAUGCUUUGUGAACUGUUUAUCAGAGCGCCUAAGAGAAGGAACCAGCCGGAUUAUUAUGAUGUUGUGUCCCAGCCGAUUGACAUGAUGAAGAUCCAACAGAAGCUGAAGAUGGAGGAGUAUGAUGACGUUGAACAUCUCACAGCCGAUUUUCAGCUCUUAUUCAACAAUGCCAAAAUGUACUACAAACCAGAGACUCCGGAGUACAGAGCUGCUUGUAAGCUGUGGGAUCUGUAUAUUCACACCAAGAAUGAGUUUGUACAGCGAGGGGAGUAUGACGAAGAUGAUGAUGAUGGUGACGACACACAGGAAAACCAUGGAAGCCUCAUUGAAGAGGAGUCUGUUUCAAGCCUAAAGGAAGUUCUCGGACAGCUUCUGGAUGCUGUACUGACUUACACAGAACAUGGACGUCUUAUUAGUGAACUGUUCCAGAGGCUUCCCUCUAAAGUGCAAUAUCCAGAUUAUUACGCUAUUAUUAAAGAACCAAUAGACCUAAAGGCCAUUGCCCACAGAAUACAGAUGGGCUUCUACAAAAGUGUAAACCAUAUGGUAAAAGAUAUUGACCUGUUAGUCAAAAAUGCCAAAACCUACAACGAACCUGGAUCGCAAGUGUUUAAAGAUGCAAACACAAUCAAAAAGGUCUUUGCACAGAGGAAGAUGGAGCUCGAACAUGCUGAACCGGUUAAAACCAGCAUCAGAAUCAGCAGGAACAGAAGGUUUGCACAAGGAGACCGUCUCUCCUCCAUCACUACAGCACUGCAGUAUGGAUCAGAGAGCGAAGAGGACGCCAUUCUGACUGGCUCUGUUCAUUACGAUGAGGGUGAAUCUGAGGCUGAGAGCAUCCACUCCAGCAUAGACAUGGCAAACCCCAUCUUCCAGAUGUAUGAGGCAGUGCGGGGCGGCAGGAAUAGCCAGGGGCAGCUCUUAGCCGAGCCCUUUCUUCAGCUGCCCUCUAGAAAGGACUACCCCGAUUACUUCCAGCAAAUCAGCCAUCCAAUCUCUCUCCAGCAGAUAAGGGGUAAGAUGAAGACUAAUGAGUAUGAAAGUGUGGAACAGAUAGACACAGAUCUCAACCUGAUGUUUGACAACGCAAAGCGUUACAAUGUUCCAAACUCUCAAAUCUACAAGCGCGUCAUAAAGUUGCAGCACAUAUUGCAGAUGAAGAGAAAAGAACUGAUGAGGAGGUAUGAUGAAGAUGGGGACAGUAUGCUCUCAUCCACUCUUUCUGAUGGAGGCAGCAUCAAGCGCAAGAGCCACAAGAAGAACACAAAGAAGAACCGCAUGAAGGCUCUGUACGCUGCUGUUGCAGAGGCUCGGGAGAUGGGCACAGGUCGGAGGCUCUGUGACCUCUUCAUGGUUAAGCCUUUGAAGAAAGACUACCCAAACUACUACAAAAUCAUAUUAGAGCCAAUGGACCUAAAGACCAUAGACCACAACAUCCGUUCUGACAAGUAUCCCAGUGAAGACACCAUGUUGGAGGAUAUGAAGCUGAUGUUUCGUAAUGCACGUCACUACAAUGAAGAAGGCUCACAGGUUUAUAAUGACGCCAAUAUUCUGGAGAAGAUAUUAAGAGAAAAACGAAGGGAACUCGGUCCCCCGCCAGAUGAUGAUGACAUUAUUUCUCCAAAGCUGAAAAUGAGGAAGAGUGGCGUUUCUUCUAAAAAGUCCAAGUAUCUGACACCGCUGCAACAGAAACUCAACGAGCUCUAUGAAGCGGUGAAGAACUACACUGACAAACGCGGACGGCGUCUCAGCACAAUCUUUCUCCGUCUUCCAUCCCGUGCUGAGCUUCCUGACUACUAUGUGGCCAUCAAGAGACCUAUUGACAUGGAGAAGGUUAAGAGCCACAUGCUGGCCAACAAGUACCAGGAUGUUGACGCCCUGGUGGAGGACUUAGUUUUGAUGUUCAACAACGCUUGUACCUACAACGAGCCUGAAUCUUUGAUCUAUAAAGAUGCAUUGGUUCUACACAAAGUGCUUUUGGAGACCAGGAGAGACCUAGAGGGAGGUGAAGAUGCACAUGUCCCAGAUGUAGCACGACUCAUUCAGGAACUUAUUCGCAAUCUAUUUGUGUCCGUGCUUGGUCACCAGGAUGAUGAGGGACGUUGCUAUAGCGAUUCACUCGCAGAGAUUCCAGCUGUUGAUCCCAACAAUCCCGAUAAGCCUCGGGUGAACUUUGAAAUCAUCAGAACUAACGUGGAUAAGUGUCGCUAUAGGAGACUGGAUGUGUUUCAGGACCAAAUGUUUGAAGUCUUGGAGAAAGCUAGACGUCUGCAUAGGACAGACUCAGAGAUAUUUGAGGACUCUGUAGAGCUCCAGCAGUUCUUCAUCCGGAUCAGAGAUGAGCUGUGUAAGAACGGAGAGAUUCUGCUGACGCCCGCCCUCAGCUACACCACUAAACACCUGCACAGCGACGUAGAGAAGGAGAAGAAAGAGAAGCUGCCUAAAGAGUAUGAAGAGGACAAGCUCAAGAGAGAGGAGGAGAAGAAAGCUGCAGAAGCUGAGAAGAGUGAGGACUCGGCAGGUGGUGGGUGGCAGGGAACCUUGCAACGCACCUACAGCCAGGACUGCAGUUUCAAAGACAACAUGUACCAUGUGGGAGACUAUGUGUAUGUGGAACCCACUGAACCAAACCUGCAGCCUCACAUUGUCUGCAUAGAGCGCCUUUGGCAGGACAAUGCAGGAGAUAAAUGGCUUUAUGGUUGCUGGUUCUAUAGACCCAAUGAAACGUUCCAUCUCGCUACACGCAAAUUUCUGGAGAAAGAAGUUUUCAAAAGUGACUAUUACAACAAAAUACCUGUCAGUAAAAUACUGGGCAAAUGUGUUGUCAUGUUUGUGAAGGAGUAUUUCAAGCUUCAGCCUGACACCUUCAGACCUGAUGAUGUUUUUGUCUGCGAGUCUCGUUAUUCUGCCAAGACCAAGUCCUUCAAAAAGAUCAAGAUGUGGACCAUGCCCCUGAGCUCAGUGAAGUUUGUUCUUCGUGAAUUGCCGCUGCCUGUGGUCCGUGUGGCCUCUAUGUUUGCACCCAAACAGGAUAGCGAAAAGCCCACUGAGGUGGCAGAGGACAGCAAAACUGAGCCUUCUUUUAUCGAUAAGGAAAGAGAGGAUGUUACCAUGGAGAUCAGUAACGGAGAGCCAGGAUGCCAGUACUAUGAGCAGCUCUGCUACAACGACAUGUGGCUGAAAGUGGGAGACUGUGUGUACAUCCGCUCUCAUGGGCUUGUACGCAACCGAGUGGGCAGAAUAGAGAAGUUGUGGGUGCGAGAUGAAGCUGCGUACUUCUUUGGGCCCAUCUUCAUCCACCCUGAAGAGACAGAGCAUGAACCCACAAAGAUGUUCUACAAAAAGGAAGUAUUCCUCAGCAACCUAGAAGAAUCCUGCCCUAUUACCUGUAUUGCAGGGAAGUGUACAGUGUCUUCCUUCAAAGAUUUCCUGUCAUGCAGGCCAACUGAAAUGGCAGAGGACGAUGUGUUGCUGUGUGAGAGCCGCUACAUAGAGAGUGAGAAACAAAUGAAGAAAUUCAAAGGGCUGAAGCGUUUCUCUCUGUCUGCCAAAGUAGUCGAGGAUGAAAUCUAUUACUUCAGAAAGCUCAUAGUGCCUCAGAAAGAGCCGUCUCCACUGCUGGAUAAGAAGAUCGAUGAGUUGGAGGCCAAGUUUGCAGACAUGACAGAUGAAGAGCUGGAGGAUUUGGGUGAUGAUGACGAUGGAUCUGAUGCCCACUGCAUGCCACAGCUACAGACUCCACUGACCAGCGACAUGGACAUGUUGCAAUACGCACCAGCACAGUCCACUCCAAAGUCAAUUAAGGGGCUAUCGAAGAAGGAAGGUGCGAAGAGGAAGAUCAAUAUGAGUGGGUACAUCCUCUUCAGCAGUGAAAUGAGAGCUGUCAUUAAGGCCCAGCACCCUGACUUCUCCUUUGGAGAGCUCAGUCGUCUGGUGGGUACAGAGUGGAGAAACCUGGAAGCAACCAAGAAAGCUGAGUAUGAAGAGCGGGCAGCUAAGGUAGCGGAGCAUCAGGAGCGAGAAAGGGCGGCACACCAGCAGAACUCCUCAAGAGCAGGUACCCCAGUUGGGGCGCUCAUGGGGGUGGUACCUCCCCCGACCCCAAUGGGAAUGCUUAGCCACAGCAUGAUGCCUAUGGCAGGUAUGAAUGGAAUGACCCCAGGUUCUACAGGAAACACUUAUGGGACUCAGAUGGGUGUUAUGAACUCAGGCCAACAGGCCCCCCCACCUUACCCGGGGAUGGUUGGGCAGCCUGCCCUGCAGCAGCCCUCCACCCCAAUAUUUGUGGCUCCUCCACCCAAAUCCCAGCGCCUCCUACAUUCAGAGGCAUAUCUCAAGUAUAUAGAAGGACUCAGUGCUGAGUCAACUACCAUCAGCAAGUGGGACCAGACACUCACUGCUCGCAGGAAAGAUGUGCGCCUUACAAAAGAGCAGGAGAGCCGUCUGCCUUCUCAUUGGCUGAAGAGUAAGGGAGCUCACAAGACGAUGGCUGAUGCUCUGUGGCGACUGCGGGACCUAAUGCUACAAGACACACUAAAUAUUCAACAGACGUAUAAUUUCUAAACCAUUCCUGUUCUCGUGUUCUCAUACAAGGAGUUGAGCCGUUCUUAGAGUUUCAAUGUUGUUAUGAUAUAACGUCCUCUUUAGGGUUUUGUAAUGCUAAAUAUAGUCUGUUGGCUUUGUUAGUGGUUUUGCAAUUUUACUUUUCUUGAAAGCACUUUCAAUUGGCUACUUUUGUAUGUGGGCUGUUAAAUGUUCUUAGACUGAUUUAAACAUUUUCAUAAAAUUUUGAACUUUAAAGUGUUAAACUGAUGUUUGUGCAUUGUAAGUUGUGACAGGAAUACGUUUUGUUGUAAGAUUGUUCUGAAAGAAUGUAGAAAUGGCUAUUUUGGCCUUGUCUUAGUUCAUAAGAUGGUGUUUAAAAACUAAUCAGCCUAUUUUUCAUAUCAUCCCAGUUGUAUUAGCUAAAUGUCAGUUUGGAAUGGACACCAUUGCCUAUUGUUUCAAUAAACUAACAUGAACACUACAUCACAUUGUUGAUGUACAGUAUACCUAGCAAAAUAACAACAAAAAGUUUGGUUUCCGAAUAAAUACUAUAGCUGCUACUGUAAAACAGUAAUGUAUCAGACAGUAAUUCAAUGGUACUUAAAGAGUUAGUUCACUUCAGAAAUUAAAAUUACCUCAUCAUUUACUCAUGCCAUGCCAGAUGUGUAUGACUUACUUUCAU